AUGUCGUCGAACGGGUACCAGGAGUGCGAGGCGGCGGCGUGCAACGCGUCCUACGACGAGGUGCUGACGAACCUGAGCCCCUACGGCUGGGCCUACAUGGGCAUCGCCUUCGGCCUCGGCCUGAGCGUCGUCGGCGCGGCCUGGGGCAUCUGGCUCACGGGGUCGUCGCUCGUCGGCGCCGCCGUCAAGGCGCCGCGCAUCCGGAGCAAGAACCUCAUCUCCGUCAUCUUCUGCGAGGCGACGGCCAUCUACGGCGUCAUCCUCGCCAUCCUGCUCCUGAGCAAGAUCGGCGACGGGGGCGAGACCAAGUCCGGCAGCCUGCCCGACGACUGGAACUACAACCAGUGGUACUUUGCGGGCUACGCGCUCUUCUCCUCCGGCAUGUCCGUGGGGCUCACGAACGUCGCGAGCGGCAUCUCCGUGGGCAUCGCCGGGAGCUCCUGCGCCCUUGCCGACGCCCAGGACGCGAGCCUCUUCGUCAAGAUCCUCAUCGUGGAGAUCUUCGCGUCCGCGCUCGGCAUCUUCGGCAUCAUCGUCGGCAUCAUCCAGUCCAACGACGCCGAGUUCCCCUCGUCGUAG
Messenger RNA from Aureococcus anophagefferens, 579 nucleotides. RefSeq lists its product as hypothetical. Gene Ontology annotation, biological process: proton transmembrane transport. The transcript has a single exon. The record is from RefSeq and is a predicted model, not a curated record. Gene Ontology annotation, molecular function: proton-transporting ATPase activity, rotational mechanism. Gene Ontology annotation, cellular component: proton-transporting V-type ATPase, V0 domain. Bases 1 to 579 code for a protein of 192 amino acids. NCBI's taxonomy places the organism in Eukaryota, Pelagophyceae, Pelagomonadales, Pelagomonadaceae.